GCGGUGUUGUCCUGUUGGAACCCUUUGAACGUCAUAUUGGGGCCGAGCUGUCAUCUGAGAGCUGUUGACUGUGGUGUUCGUACAAAGUGUACAAUCACUGUUACCUUUUUUUAUAUAUACAUUUGGACACACAGACGCACAAAAACAAGGGAGCCUGUCUGUUUUUGCCUUUGCGGAGAAGCAGUUCGGUGCCUGUAGAUUUUCGUUUGCGCCAACUCGACUCAAGAAGAUGCUGGACAGGCGCUGGAUGUGGCGGAUGCUGCUCCUCUCUGCCCUGGCUAUGGCAGUAGUAAUGGCCCACGAGCAGUCCAAGGUUGACGUGGAUGAAGAAAUUGGCUUAGACGAAGAGGAAAUGGAGGCGCUCAUCACUGAGGAGGAGGAGGAGGAGGAGGAAGAGGAGAAGGCGGCAACAGAUUUUGAUGAAAUAGAGCAGAAAAGCCCAGCCAGCGACAAGGUCUCUUUCGAAGUAACAUACAGGACACCUGUGCCCACUGGAGAUGUUCACUUUGUAGAGACCUUUGAUGAUGGCUCACUCGACAGAUGGCUGCUCUCAAAAACAGUGAAGGGAGAUGCAGAUGAUGACAUCGCCAAAUAUGAUGGAAGGUGGACAGUGGAGCAGCUGAAGGAGAACAAGGUUCCAGGAGACCAAGGCCUCGUGCUCAAGUCCCGGGCGAGGCACCAUGCCAUUGCCGCCAUGCUUGACAAGCCCUUCAUCUUUGAGGAUGAACCGCUGGUUGUACAAUAUGAAGUUAAUUUCCAGGAUGGAAUUGACUGUGGUGGCGCGUACAUUAAACUGCUUUCGGACACUGGGGAUGUCAAUCUGGAGCAAUUCAAUGAUCGCACACCCUACACCAUCAUGUUUGGACCUGACAAGUGUGGCGAGGCCUACAAGCUGCACUUUAUCUUCCAUCAUCGGAAUCCCUUAAAUAAAGAUACGGAAGAAAAGCACGCCAAGCGGGCUGAUGUGGACCUCAAGAAGUUCUACACGGAUAAGAAGACUCACCUCUACACUUUGGUCCUCAAACCAGACAACAGCUAUGAGAUGUUCAUCGACCAAUCCAGCGUGAAUCGUGGCACCCUGCUGCACGACGUGGUCCCGCCAGUCAACCCACCCAAGGAGAUUGAUGAUCCCAAUGACUCCAAGCCGGAGGACUGGGACGAGAGGGCUAAGAUCCCUGAUCCUGAGGCUGUCAAGCCUGAUGACUGGGAUGAGGACGCGCCUGCAAAGAUUGAAGACCCAGACGCAGCGAAGCCAGAGGGCUGGCUGGACGAGGAACCCGAAUUUAUCUCUGACCCGGAUUCUGAGAUACCAGAAGACUGGGAUGUUGAGAUGGAUGGAGAAUGGGAGGCUGCACAGAUACCCAACCCAGCCUGUGAGAGCGCGCCCGGCUGCGGGCCAUGGAAGCGCCCCAUGAUCAAUAACCCUCAGUACAAGGGCAAGUGGAAAGCCCCACUGGUGGACAACCCCAACUAUCAGGGGGUCUGGAAGCCUCGUAAAAUUGACAACCCUGAAUACUUUGAGGACCUGCAGCCGUUCAGAAUGACGCCAUUCAAAGCCGUGGGCUUAGAGUUGUGGUCCAUGACUUCAGAUAUCUACUUCGACAAUUUCAUUAUCACCUCUCACAAGGAGGUGGCCGACCGCUGGGCCUCUGACAGCUGGGGCCUGAAGAAACUUGUGGCCAGUGCGAACGAGCCUGGGAUUUUUGCUCAGCUGAUGAUGGCAGCAGAGGAGCGGCCGUGGCUUUGGGUGGUCUACAUCCUGACAGUCGGUCUGCCUGCAGGACUUGUCGUGCUCUUCUGCUGGCCAAAGAAACCAGAUGACUACGUGUACAAGAAAGUGGAUGUGCCGCAGGCUGAUGUUGAAGAAGAAGAGGAGGAGGAGGAGGAGGAAGAAGUGGAGGUGGUGGAGGAAGAGGAGGAAGAGGCUGCAGCAACAGACAAGGAUGACAAAGAUGCCGAACCUGCAGAAGAUGAAGCAGCUGCAGCUACAGAAGAAGCCGACGAGGACGUCGACGCGACCCUUUUAAAAGGGGACCAUCCAGAUGUGGGCGAUGAGAAGGUUGAUGGCGAUGAGGAAGACGGGGAGGAAGAAGAGGAGGAGGAAAAGAAAGCUUCUGAGGGAACAUUAGAAGAGCAGGUUGAAGGAGGUGACACCAUGGAGAACAAACUGGCGGUGAGAAAGAGGAGAGUACGGAAAGACUGAGGCCACGUCCGAACCCGCCGUCUCCAUCGUCGCUGACAGGGAUGAGUUGGAAGGGCCGUCUCCGCUGCCGUUUCUGCUCUCCGAGUGAGCCGAGCAGAAGAAAACUUGCAUUUCCUCUAAUCGCCCGGUAAGCCUGCAGUCACCCCGGCUGCCCUGCCACGUCUCCCUCAUCCUUCUGCGACGGCACCGCCCUGCAGUCUCCGCUGCUUUCUGCUCGUUUGCCUUUCAGAUGCACCACCCAAGGAUUUUAUGCUUUUUGUUUUGUUUUGUUUUGUUUUGUUUCCACCGCUCAUGCCGUCUUCUCUUCAUCCUUUCCAACAAUUGUACGUCAUCUAUGCUCCUUUUCGUCAUCAAAUCCCGGCUCCAUCUGUGUGCCCUGGAGCGAAGGCAGUGUACGGCAUCCGGACUGUCAGCUUUUGCUUUCAAGAACACGUCUAAAGACAUGUCGUGACUUACGUUAACUUCCUUGGCGAGUUUUUACUGUUUCUAAGAGGCUAGGUGGAGCAGACACCACAUUGUCUAAGCAACCUGUGCACAUUUGCUAAAUUCUUAGUUUGCAAAGGUCCUUUAUUUACAUUUUAUAGUGUUUUUACGUGUAAUAAUUUAGACCAGUGGUUCUCAACCUUUAUUGAGCGAAGGCACAUGUUUUUUUUAUUAGAAAUGGCAAGCCACGACAUACUCUGUUAUAUGAAUGGCGACAGGUUCAUUACAGGUAUUACUGCCAUCUAGUGGAAGAACAUUGAAUUGUUGUGCCUGUCAUACCUCACUGGUGUAGAUUGAUGAUACAUUAGUAUUUGUAGUAAAUAAAUAAUUUUCGGUAAUUAAAUUAAAUUUUUUAUCAUUUUCAUGUGGCACAUGUUUGGAAACCACAGAUUUGGAGAUUACAACUGACACUUAUCAACUAUUGUUGAAAAUGGUAUAUGAUUUUAAUGGUGUAUUUGAAGGACACACUGUAGAGCUUGUACUCGUUCUAGUUUUUACAAAAAUCCCCACUGAUAAACCCAAAAUCUCUUCUUCUCUUUGGUACAUUCCUAAAAGCGACCACGACAACAUGUUGAACUGUGCUUGCAGACGACCCAGCAGACAUGCUGUAGACACGUGGCGAUGGAGCUGGAGGGCAGUCAUCAUGUGUAUGGCGCUUUGGAGUGUGUGUGUGUGUGUGUGUGUGUGUGAUCAUAGCCCCAGCUGUUUGAACAGGACAGGAUGUGUUUUAGGACAUUUACUGCAAAAUGAAAACCCCACAAGGUUGCGGUCUUGCUGUUGCCCAGACGAUCGUUUCAGUUUUCUUUCUAUUGUCUCAAAGCUUUUAUGGUUUAGGUUCUUCUGGCAUAUAUCAUCCCCAUUUAUGUUUAUUUGCUCAUUUGCAUUGCUUUUGAAAAUAAAACUAUUGAAUAUGAAA
This is a messenger RNA of Dunckerocampus dactyliophorus (ringed pipefish), 3602 nucleotides long. It is a transcript of the gene clgn, whose product is annotated as calmegin. Gene Ontology annotation, cellular component: endoplasmic reticulum; endoplasmic reticulum membrane. The record is from RefSeq and is a predicted model, not a curated record. The transcript has 15 exons. Bases 230 to 2203 code for a protein of 657 amino acids. Gene Ontology annotation, molecular function: calcium ion binding. Gene Ontology annotation, biological process: protein folding. NCBI's taxonomy places the organism in Eukaryota, Metazoa, Chordata, Actinopteri, Syngnathiformes, Syngnathidae.